AUGUUCUGCCUUGCAGCAAUUCCGGUCAAGUGGGCCAUUUGCUUCACUCUGCUCCGUAUUGCAGACAAGCGCCGAGCAUACAUGUGGUCUAUCUACGCAAUCAUGGCUGCUGUGUUCCUUGUCAUGGCUUCAACGACUGUCUACGAGUUCUUCCACUGUACCCCUAUACAGAUGAACUGGAAAAAGGUCCCUGGUGGUUCUUGCAAACCACAGAGCAACAUCACGGGAUUCAGUUUUGCACUCUCAGCGGUCUCGAUUUUCUCAGAUUGGUUCUGUGCCCUGUGUCCCAUUCCACUGCUAUGGAACGUGCAGAUCGAUAUUCGGGUCAAGAUCUCAAUCAUCGCACUUCUCGGUCUCGGUGUCUUCGCUUCUACAGCAGCCAUCGUUCGGCUCACGGUCACACUGAAUCUCAGUGCAACAACAGACUUCCUUUACCACGCCAUGCCAGUCGCAGCUUGGGCACAUGCCGAGCUUGGCCUCGGUGUGGUUCUAGCAAACCUCCCCGCCUUGCGCCCACUUCUUGAAAAAGUGUUCAGUCUCCGAUCCACUCUGCGCGGUAGCGGAAAGCGCGUUACCGACCCGAGUGGUGAGGAGGCCUACCAUGAGCUUCAAGAUGGCAUUAGCAGCAAGAAGAGUGGCUCCAAGAAAGGAACUCUCGGUUCGGAAAAGGGUAAUGAGACCAGGAUAUACGGCGGCGACCUGGCGGACAGCAACUCAACUUUAGGAGAUGACAGAUCUACAAAACGAAUCGUGCGCGAGGAAGCCACACAAGAGUCGACUGGUGGUAUCCAUGUGGAUCAUCGAAUUACCAUAGACCAUCAUGAGAGAAGGCAGCACUAG
Messenger RNA from Parastagonospora nodorum SN15, 840 nucleotides. RefSeq lists its product as hypothetical. Lineage: Eukaryota; Fungi; Ascomycota; Dothideomycetes; Pleosporales; Phaeosphaeriaceae. The record is from RefSeq and is a predicted model, not a curated record. The coding region runs from base 1 to 840 and encodes 279 amino acids. The transcript has 2 exons.